Messenger RNA from Stereum hirsutum FP-91666 SS1, 3360 nucleotides. RefSeq lists its product as uncharacterized. The coding region runs from base 175 to 2925 and encodes 916 amino acids. Lineage: Eukaryota; Fungi; Basidiomycota; Agaricomycetes; Russulales; Stereaceae. The record is from RefSeq and is a predicted model, not a curated record. The transcript is spliced from 11 exons.
CCUCCAUCUCCCCUCCUCCUCCCCUCUCCUUCGCCCUCGUCGUUGACGAGCGACACAUCUAGAGGCAACCUUUUCUCUCUGACCUUACUCCGAAGACUCGCCCUCGACAAAUAACGCUCUUUUCCGGACGUCUUCCUCGUAUCGUUCCCGUCCUCCACACACGAACAACGAGCGAUGGAUUACGACAGAUAUGAUGCCCUCCUUCACUACAUCUUCAAGCAGACCCAGGGUGAUGCCUGGUUCCGUCCCGAUGCCAAUGACGGUAUUGCAGCUGGCGUCGCCAUCAAAGACGACUCGAUGGAACCGGCAGAGUACAGGAUCUUCCCUUAUGAAGACAUAAGACUCGAGCCGUUCGAAGUCGCCGUUAGGGCAAUGAACCUUGUCGUCGCUGUCAAGGUGCGAAGUGCUGUCGCGCAUGCUGCUGUUGGUGAGGCUGGACACGACGACAAGAGUGUCUACGUGGAUUCGAACACACGCAUUCAGAUUGUUGAGACGAUGAUGAUGCUUCCACAUGCUGACCGGGAGCAACACGCCGCGUUCAUCCGCGACGAACGCGUCUUGGUCGUCUGGUCUGACUCUCUGGAGGCCAUCAUUCCGACAUGCAGCGACUUCGAAGAGCGCCUCAUCAAACUCCUUUGGCGCGGUCGUCCUGGAGUAGGCUCUCAGGUGUCAUCCGCGUCUCACCAUAACUCUUUCGCCGGAGACUCAGCGUCGGCUACCCAGUCUCUCGUCGGCAUCACUUCCGCUAGCUCUAAUUUCGGUGGACGGAACUCUGGCCGCGAUAUUGAAAAACAGGGGUACGGUGCAGGCGUGGUGACGAAGAGGACGGUGACGAAGAGGACGUGGUAUGGUAGGAAGUACACGAUGGAGGUGACGGAGAUUGAUGGCGUCGAUAUCGAGUCUCUUGGUCCCGAGAAGAGACCGGCAAUGCUCUAUGCGCCGGUUUAUAACGGAUUGUGUAUGGGUCUCUCAGCUGUGUGUAUUGGAGAUGGAAUCAAGAAUUUGUUGGUGGAGUUUAGGCAAGAUAACGGCUAUAUUCGGUUCGCACUAGCAGCGGUAAUGCCGCUUCUGUUCUGUGUAUCGCUCUUCUUCACGCUGCAGAUCGUUCAAAACAUCGCCAUGGUGGUCGGCCCGGUGGCUCAAUACCAUGAGAACACGAAGUACUAUUCCGCUGUCAAACCGCGGCCAAACAAGGAAGUCGACAACAACCUCCCUCACAUCACCAUCCAGAUGCCCGUCUACAAGGAGUCUCUCGAGGCUGUGCUUGCUCCCUCCAUUGCUUCGCUCAAGAAGGCCAUGCAAACAUACGCCAGGCAAGGUGGAACCUCGACCAUCUUCGUCAACGACGACGGCAUGCAGCUUCUUUCCGAGAAGGAACGUGCGGCGCGUCUGGCGUUCUAUGAUACGCACGGCAUUGGCUGGGUCGCCCGUCCAGGUCACGGUUCUGGCACCGAAGACGGCGGCGCUCCCUUCCUCCGUGCCGGGCGAUUCAAGAAAGCGUCCAACAUGAAUUAUGGACUUUCGCUCUCCCGUAAGGCCGAGCGUCAUCUCAUCGCACUCCGGGAGAAAGAACGUCUCGAGACGCAAAACAACUCUUCUGCCGAAGGAGGAUACUCUUACGCAGGCUCUGGUGAUCAUCAUGGCGAGGAAAUGCAGAUGGAUAUCGAGGAGAAGGCUUUGCAGAUGGCUGUGGAGCAGGUUUAUGAGGAGAGCGGGAGAAGACAUAAGCCGUGGGCUAAGGGCGGUAAAGCGUGUAGGAUGGGAGAGAUCAUUUUGAUCGUGGAUUCGGAUACGAUCGUGCCGGAGGAUUGCUUCAGGGAUGCGGCGAGGGAGAUGGCGGAGUGUCCAAUGGUUGGGGUCAUUCAGCAUGAGUCCGAUGUCAUGCAGGUCUCGCACAACUACUUCGAGAACGGUAUUGCAUACUUCACCAGGCGUAUCAACAAGUGUAUCUCCUUCGCUUGCUGCAACGGUGAAGUCGCUCCCUUCGUUGGUCACAAUGCUUUCCUCCGCUGGCAAGCCGUCCAGGACGCUUCCUUCAUCGACCCGGCUGACAAGCAAGAGAAGAUCUGGUCCGAGGCGCACGUAUCUGAGGAUUUCGACAUGGCGAUGAGGUUGCAACUUCGCGGGUACACGAUCCGUUGGGCGACUUAUUCGCUUGGUGGCUUCAAGGAGGGUGUGUCGCUGACCAUUGAUGACGAACUCAACCGUUGGCAGAAGUACUCGUAUGGUUGUUCAGAAUUGUUGUUCAACCCCUUCGUUCGCUGGUUCACCCGUGGCCCGAUCGCCAAACAAAUCCACAGGUUCAUCUGGUCCAACGCGCCUUUCCACUACAAGAUCUCCAUGUUGGCGUACAUGUUCUCAUAUUAUGGUAUCGCCUGCGCCAUCACCAUCACCACGAUGAACUACUUCCUCCUCGGGUGGGAAUUGCCUGUCGAUGACUACUAUAUCCACUCCUUCGAGAUUUGGCUGGCCACGACAGUCGUUUUCUUCGGUUCGGGUAACGUCGGGUACACGAUCCUUCAGUACCGUUUGGGCGAGAGGGAUCUUAUUUGGGGUUUCCUUGAGAAUAUCAAAUGGGUGCCGUUCUUCUUCUUCUUCUUCGGAGGUCUAUCCAUCCCGCUCUCGCAGGCCAUCCUUGCCCAUAUGUUCUCAUACAACAUCACAUGGGGCGCGACGAAGAAAGAAGUCGAGCGGUCGAAUUUCUUCAAGGAGAUCCCGAAGAUCUUGAAGAGGUUCUGGGUACAGCUCUCGAUCUCUAUCAUUCUCGUCGCAGGGAUGAUCAUCCUUUCGACAAGCCUCGUACCGCUGACGUGGAGGAUCGACGGGUCUUCGUGGGCUGUUGUCUUCCCGCUCGCGAUUGUGGUCUCUUGUCAUAUUCUCUUCCCGAUCGUGCUCAACCCGUGGUUGAUGGUUUUCUCCUACUAAAUACGGACUACUUUCUUUUCUCUCUGCCUCUUUAUCUCCUGCAUAUACUGUCCUUGUCGUUCUUCCUGUUGUCUAUGUCUCUGUCUCACCUGGAACCCUUUGUGCUUCACCUGUCCUGUAAAGCUUCCCUUCCCUCGCUGUCUGUUUGUGCCUGUCUUCGUUAUAUCAUACUGCCAUCACCCACGCCGUAGAUAUUUCUCGCACUCUGUUGUCACCAUGUAUACACUCUCAUUCACUACCUUCCUCUCGCUACUCACUCACUUUACAUAAAUCCUUUGCUGCUGCUCGAGAUCUGUAAACCGUGGUUCUCACCGUACGGACAAUAGUAGACCAUGUAUAUACCCAACCCUCACUCUCCGACCAUACUGCUCUCCUGCUGCUUGACAAUGCCCUCUCAGUUUUCCACAUUACCUACCUAUAUAACAACGGGCUCAC